AUGGUGAUGGGGCUCUUCAUUCUGCACUGGGACACGCCCAUUGUCAAAGCCAACAACAGGAGCAUCACCUGCACCCUCCUCACCUCUCUCUUACUUGGCUUCCUUUCCUCUCUUCUAUUUAUGGGUCAGCCUGGGAAGGUGACUUGCCUUCUGAGACAAACAGUGUUUGGCAUCACCUCCUGUCUCUCGGUUUCCUGUGUGUUGGCCAAAACCAUCACUGUGGUUCUGGUCUUCAUGCCUACCCAGCCUGGAAACAGCAUCCUGAAAUGGGCAGGGAAGAGGCUGGCAACAUCUGUCAUCGUUCUUGGUUGUCUCAUUCAAACUUCCAUUUGCACUGUGUGGAUCAUCAUCUCUCCCCCUUUCCCAGAGCUUGACCUGCACUCCCAGAUCAGUCAGAUUACAGUGCAAUGCAAUGAAGGCUCAGAGAUCAUGUUCUAUGUUGUCCUGGGCUACAUGGGCCUUCUGGCCGUCAUCAGCUUCAUUGUGGCAUACCUAGCCAGAAGGUUGCCUGACAGUUUCAAUGAAGCCAAGCUGAUCACCUUUAGCAUGCUGUUGUUCUGCACUGUGUGGGUGUCCUUCAUCCCAGCCUACUUGAGCACCAAGGGGAGAUACAUGGUGGCCGUGGAGAUCUUCUCCAUCUUGGCCUCUGGUGCUGGUUUGCUGGGUUGCAUUUUCCUCCCCAAAUGCUACAUUAUUGUAUUGAGACCUCAGUUGAACACCAAGGAGAAACUAGUUCGGAAAAAGAAUGGUCUCACUUAG
This is a messenger RNA of Heteronotia binoei (common prickly gecko), 759 nucleotides long. Its product is annotated as vomeronasal type-2 receptor 26-like. The transcript has a single exon. Gene Ontology annotation, cellular component: membrane. Lineage: Eukaryota; Metazoa; Chordata; Lepidosauria; Squamata; Gekkonidae. Bases 1 to 759 code for a protein of 252 amino acids. Gene Ontology annotation, molecular function: G protein-coupled receptor activity. Gene Ontology annotation, biological process: G protein-coupled receptor signaling pathway. The record is from RefSeq and is a predicted model, not a curated record.